CUAAACGUUUUUCGUAUUUUGUACAACAGUGAUAUACGUGGGAGUUCUGUAUGGCUUGGGUAGACCUAAACGAAAGUGUCCCUGAUCUGAAUGAAAAUGUUCCUGAAAGCUCACAAUAUAGAUUAAUAACUGAUGGACAAGAAGUUAUCGUUAACCCCCCUAGUGUAGGGAUGUGUUUUACAACGGGCCAUGAGUUUUUCGAAUUUUGUCAGUUGUAUGCCUUCAAAGAAGGAUUUGAGAUGUUUAUCAAAAGUAAUAAGCUGAAAAAAGAGUACAAAGAAAAGGGAGUAUCUAAGUCUGGUGUGGGAAAGUAUGAGGCAAAGCCGCAUAUGAUGGAACUUAUUAGAUUAAAAUGCAAGAAGGGAGGGGUGAAAAAAGGUGUUGGGUCUAAUGUGACCGGUUGUAAGAUGAAUAUUUACGGUGUAAGUAGAGAUGGGCUAUUUACUAUAUUGACUUGUGACUUGCAACACAAUCAUCCUUUAAAUCCUGACUGUAGUAGACUGAUGGUUAAUUAUAGAUGUAUAGACGGUACUACAUUUAAGAGGGCGAUGAUCAAUGACAUGGGUGGUGUUAGCAUAAGUAAGAACUUUGGUACGCAUCUAAUUGAAAAGGGAGGUUAUGAAAAUAUUACAUUUAAUAAUAGAGACUUGAGGAACGCAAUCAACGUCGAACGUCGUUCAUCAAGAUUUAGUGCUGCAGAUGCCGCAGGACUCGAUGCUUACUUUAAGGCACAACGUGAUUUGCAUCCCGAGUUUUAUAGCUCAAUACAAGUAGAUGAUGAUGGUGUUUUUACGAAUGCAUUUUGGUCGGAUGCACGUAGUAGGGGUACAUGCAAAUAUUUUGGGGAUGUUAUUACUUUUGAUACUACUUUCGCUUGCAACCGGUAUCGGAUUCCAUUUGCUCCAUUCAUUGGUGUAAACCAUCAUGGCAAAUCAAUUAUAUUUGCUGCGGCCUUAAUUUCCCAUGAAAAUACUCCCUCAUUUGUUUGGGUAUUUGAAGAAUUCCUGAAGUGUAUGGGGAAGGCACCACUGGGCAUCUUAACCGACCAAGACAAAGCAAUUUGUAGAGCAAUUGAGCUAGUCUUCCCGGGCGUCCGUCACAGACUAUGUUUGUGGCACAUGCUCCAGAAUGCUAGUAAGAACCUAGGUAGUCUCAGUGAUUGGAAGAAAAUAGACACCCUGAUCAGAACUGCAAUACAUGAUCUGAUUGAUCCAGAUGAGUUCGAUGAAGCUUGGUGUCAUGUGAUGGAUGAGUACGGUUUAAGGGGUCCUGGGUGGAUGAAGGACGCGUAUGAUAACAGGCGUCAGUGGGCUCCGGCAUAUAAUAGAGGAAAGUUUUGGGCAGGUAUGUCUUCUACACAAAGGAGUGAGGGUAUGAAUAGAUUUUUUAAAACUCACGUGAACUUAGAUUGUGGUUUAGUUUUGUUCAUUCAUAAUUAUGAAUAUUGUAUGAGGAUAAAAGCUGAGGAAGAGAAACAGGAUAAUUUUGAUAACAUUGAUAAGCCUGCUAAGAUUGAUGUUGAUAAGAGUGUUUUAGUUGAGUAUGUAUUGGUUAAGACGUACACUAGUGAGAAGUUUGCUGAGGUUGUUAAAGAGCGUAGAGGAUUGACACACACAAAUGUCACGAAAACCUCAUGUCAUGGAUCAGUGGUGUUGUAUAGAGCUGAUGAAAAACUAACCUCACCGUUUUGGCGGAAAAGGUUUAAAAGUUAUGAUGUUAGGGUGGAUAAGGAAAAUGGUGAUUUACAUUGCUCUUGUAACUUGUUUGAAUUUACGGGAAUACUUUGUAGACAUAUAAUGCGUGCAAUGGAUGUAGAGGAUUUUCAAUUUGUUCCAGAAAAGUACAUACUACAACGGUGGAUGAAGUGUGUUAGGUCGUACGAGAGCAUUCGAGUAUCUUACUUCGACCCUCUUGAAUCUAUCAGAUUGGGCAAAGCCAAAGAGCUUUCACAACGGCAUAAUUACUUGUCUGAAUUAGCUAUGCGUAAUGAUGAUGCACUUCGGUUGUACAAGGAGGCUAUGGAUGUUGUGCGGCUAAAAAUGGAGGAUGUAGUCGGAAUACGAAAGACUGGGGAAAAAGGGGACGACCUUAUAUGUUGGUGGGACCCAGAUGCGAGAAAUGUAUUUGGUCGUCGAAGGCUACGUCCACGAGAAUUUGGUGAGAGAGCCAGAUUAAGGGAUGUAGAACCGGUCGUGGACGAGAACAGGAUCAAAACACCGGUUGACAAACGGCAUACUGGUAGGGCAAAGACAAAAAGGAAUGCUCCUUUUGGUGGAAAGGCCGGUGGGAAUUCUAAGAACAAAAAAGUGGUUACUGAAGAGGAAGUUAUUGCUAAUGAGGAACUUAUUUGUAACGCAUUUGGAAAUCUUCCAAGUUACCGUGCUAGGCAACAACACGCGAAUCACGUUGGGGGUACAUAUGCGGAGAACGUCCCACAAAGUUCUAAUGUACAUCCUUCUCAAAGUUCUCAAGCACACCCGUCCCAAUUACAUUUGUCUCAGGAUUGUUCACAGUCAUUUGAAUUUGAUAUUAACGAUUGGCGCACCAGAUUGUGA
This is a messenger RNA of Spinacia oleracea (spinach), 2555 nucleotides long. Its product is annotated as protein FAR1-RELATED SEQUENCE 5-like. The record is from RefSeq and is a predicted model, not a curated record. The transcript has 3 exons. Lineage: Eukaryota; Viridiplantae; Streptophyta; Magnoliopsida; Caryophyllales; Amaranthaceae. Gene Ontology annotation, molecular function: zinc ion binding. The coding region runs from base 51 to 2555 and encodes 834 amino acids.